Messenger RNA from Solenopsis invicta (red fire ant), 1328 nucleotides. It is a transcript of the gene 128up, whose product is annotated as GTP-binding protein 128up. Gene Ontology annotation, molecular function: GTP binding; GTPase activity. The transcript has 8 exons. The record is from RefSeq and is a predicted model, not a curated record. NCBI's taxonomy places the organism in Eukaryota, Metazoa, Arthropoda, Insecta, Hymenoptera, Formicidae. Gene Ontology annotation, biological process: cytoplasmic translation. Gene Ontology annotation, cellular component: cytoplasm. The coding region runs from base 159 to 1262 and encodes 367 amino acids.
GCACAAUCCAUGACCUGUCAUGGCGGAGUUAACAUAUGUACCCGCGCACGUGUAGCUCGCCCGGUUUACGCUGCUGCACUUUUCUACAAUUCUAAUAUAAUGUGACAGAGGAUUUUGACCGGGCCAUUCGUUCGACGUCAUUUUGAACAGAUCCGAAAAUGAGUACGAUCUUGGAAAAGAUCGCCUCGAUCGAGGCCGAGAUGGCUCGUACCCAGAAGAACAAGGCGACUUCUGGGCAUCUCGGUUUAUUGAAAGCGAAACUAGCCAAGCUCAGACGCGAGCUGAUCACUCCGAAGGGCGGUGGUGGGGGUGGCGAGCAAGGUUUUGAGGUCGCAAAGACCGGUGACGCUCGUAUCGGCUUCGUAGGCUUUCCUUCUGUGGGAAAAUCUACUCUGUUGAGUACUCUUGCUGGUGUAUACUCCGAAGUAGCCGAGUAUGAGUUUACAACACUUACAACUGUUCCUGGUUGCAUAAAAUAUAAAGGUGCAAAAAUACAGCUGUUAGAUCUUCCAGGUAUUAUAGAGGGCGCAAAGGAUGGCAAGGGACGAGGACGACAAGUCAUUGCUGUAGCACGAACAUGCAGCUUAAUUUUCAUUGUCCUGGAUGUGCUUAAACCACUUGGACACAAACGACUAAUCGAACAUGAAUUGGAAGGCUUUGGCUUGAGACUGAACAAACAGCCCCCAAACAUAACUUUCAAAAAGAAAGACAAGGGUGGUAUCAAUUUACAAACAAUGUGUCCACAAUCUGAACUGGAUUUUGACACAGUGAAAAUGAUCCUGUCAGAAUAUAAAAUUAGUAACGCGGACAUCACACUAAGAUACGACGCCACCUCGGAUGACUUGAUCGACGUUAUAGAAGGGAAUCGCGUUUAUGUCCCUUGCAUUUACCUCUUGAAUAAAAUAGAUCAAAUAAGCAUAGAAGAACUAGAUAUUAUUUAUAAAAUACCACACUGUGUGCCGAUCUCAGCUCAUCACAAAUGGAACUUUGAUGAUUUGCUGGAAAAAAUGUGGGAUUACUUGCAACUUGUUAGGAUUUACACGAAGCCGAAGGGACAACUCCCAGACUAUAAUGCACCUGUAGUAUUAAAUACCGAAAAGCGAACUGUUGAAGAUUUCUGUAACAAACUUCAUAGAUCGAUUGCGAAAGAAUUUAAAUACGCUUUAGUAUGGGGCUCUUCGGUGAAACACCAACCCCAGAAAGUAGGGAAGGAUCAUCUUCUUUGUGACGAGGAUGUUGUUCAAAUUGUAAAAAAAGUGUGAUAUUUUUCUUGCAAGAUUAUUUUUUGGCAGCACAAAUAAACUUAACUAAUGAGAUUAAUAAUAUCA